Molecule: messenger RNA, 5058 nt
Organism: Schistosoma curassoni
Lineage: Eukaryota; Metazoa; Platyhelminthes; Trematoda; Strigeidida; Schistosomatidae
Source: the annotation of a GenBank genome assembly
AAUUUUCCUAGGUUCCUACUCGUCGACAUCGCUGAUCCAUCGUUACAAGAUACGGUUGUCUGUUAAGCGAAAGCUUCUUCUAUUCCGUCCAGAACCCUUUGAACCAUUUAAUGUGACUGAAGAUAAUUAUCCCGCGUAGAAUAACGCGGUUCAGUACGUCAGCUUUUUGGUUGUACACAGUUUGGAGGCCCUUUAGUUAACUGGAUAUCAUUUAAGAGAACAUACUCAAGAAUUUCAAGUAUCAAGACUUAAUCGUCCGCCCCCAAAGUUUCGUCUUUUGCAUCUAUUCGUGAAUGACUGCAAUUCUGUAUCAGAACACGUAAUAUCACUACCUGUUAGUGCGUUGAGAGUGAGAUUGAAUCUUCACAGUACCACAUAUCGUGAGGAAUAACAUAGGUCACUUGACCUACCCUUACCCUUCAAGACAGUCAAAUGGAUUGGCUUGGGGGAUUAUCGUCCAUAAAGGGUCAGUUAACAAACAUCACCAAAGAUCUUUUAGCCGAAGGGACGCGUGAAAUUAAUGAUCCUGAAAGUGAAUUAUCGAUUGCACGCUCACGUAUAUGUGAACUUGAAUCAGUUGUUGAGACUCAGAAGACAGAAAUUAACUCUCUUAGGUGUAGGAACGAGGAGCUUGUGGUGCAGCUAGAGUCAUUACAGCUGAGGCUCGAUCACACAAAGGAACUGUUUAUUCAACAAUUGCGUGAAAAAGAUAAUUUAAUUUUCAAGUUACAAGCUGAAGUGUCGAAUGAACGUGGGGAACCUGAAGGACAGCCGGAAGCUUCACUUGGGACUACAAGCUGUCUUAUUGAUAACAGUGCAACCAAAUCUGGACUAACACAGUAUCCUGAUCUUGCAAGUGAAGAUCAUCAAGUUCCGUCAACUGUAUCACAUUCAGAUGGCACAGUCACUUGGGAAGAAUUAAAAAAUGAGGUUGUCCAACUUCGUGCAGAAUUAACUAAAUGGAAGAAAGUUGCCAAAAAAAAAGAAAAAUCUUCGGAUAACACUUCAUCACAUCAGUUGUUGAACAUAGAGUUGGAAAAUAAAAUUGAACAAUUAAAACGACAAAUCAGUGACUUACAUGAAACACAUAGGAAUGAAAUAGCUGCCGUACAAGAGAGCCAUUCAGAUCAUUUGUCUAAUCUUGUGGAACAGUUAAAAGAAACUGAAACUGAAGUGAUUAAACUUCAGAAACAGGUAGAUGAAUUUCAGGACCGCUCAAGUUGUGUUGUCAAUCUUAAUCAAACUGAUCUUGGAAAUAUUACUUUUAAAAGUACUUUUAAAACUGAUAAAUCAGUCUGUACCGAUGUCAGUGAUUUAACAAUGUUUGUUGAAAGUCAAGAAAAUUCGAAAAAAUCACGUCCUGGUAAAAAGAAGAAAAAGAAACCAACUACUCAAUGGGAUGCAACAGAUAUUGCAAAGUCUUCUAAAUCAGUUUCUUGUGAAAUGUCAUCCCAGACUGAUUAUAGUCAAAUGAAGGAUUCAUCUGUUCAGUCUGCUGAUCAAGUUGAAACAAAUGAUGCGUUUACUGAAGUUUAUCUUUAUCAAUUAAGCAGUUCCACUUCUGUUCAAACAGAUUCUCUAAUUAAAUCAUUAAGUAAAGAACUGCAAACUGAUUCACCAUAUGAAAAAGCAACGACAUCAAUUCCAACCACGUCAGUUGAAAUUCAGUUUUCUUCAACAGAUUGUGAAAAUGCCUAUCAUUUAGGAAAUAUUGACGAUGCUUCUAGUAAUAAUUAUCAUUUCACAUGUUCAAAUGAAGCACAACAAACACAAUCGUCAUUACAUAAUGUUUUCAGUAAAUCUGACGAAAUAAACGAACUAGUUGACCAACUUACAAAUGAAAUAAAUACUUAUCAUCGGGUGAUAUUCGAUAUGUUAAAUCGUAAUGGAGUUGAAUCAUCACAAAUCAUGUCAGCUUUGUCUCAGUCAAUAUUAUUUUCCCAGUCAAAUCAUGAAACUGAUAAUGAUGUACUUGAAAAGUUAAAAUUUUUGAUAAACAACAUUCAGUCUCAUCAUGAAUGUAUUACUAAAAACGAUGUUCAAAAAACUGUGAAUAUGAGCUUAUCUGUGCCUGUUUCUAAUACACGUUUAUCUGGUGAAAUAAGUGAUUCUACAGAAGUUGAGUUAGAUGCUUGGCAAGAUGAUGAUUUCCCUGAAUUGAAUUCUAAUGGUUCAGAAGAAACGAAAUGUCAAAGUGAACUUCCUACUGAUAAUAUAACAAAUUGCAAUGAAAAACUUCAAGAUGAGCUCCCAUCUUCUCUUAGUCUGAAGGAGAAAAUCCAACAGCUAGAAGAAAUGCUUUCAAAUAGUAGUAUCGCGAAUGCGAAUCGUAUAGCUGAACUAGAAAGCCAAUUAGAACCAUUCAAUCGUUUACAAAAGUCUUUAAACACAACUGUUUCGGAUUUAUUAUCACUUCCACCACCGCCUACUUUGCCCAGUCAUUUACUCAGCCAACAAUCUUCCUGUACAUGGCCACCUACAAGUGUUGAAGACCAACUAGCUCUAUUAACUGCUUCUGAGGUUUCUGCUCGUAAUGAAAUCAUUCGUUUGAAUGAUUCACUUUCAUUGUUUAAAGAAAAAUGUAAACGACUAGAAUGCGAUAACCAACAGUUGUAUGAUCAGUUGGCUCACUGUGAAGAAAAUCUCAAAUCUUCUAAUUCUACAGAGAACUUACAGAUUUCGGACGAUUUUGUUGAAUUAAGCUCUCUGGCUUAUCAGAUUUGUGUUUCCCUCGAUCCUGAGGUUAGUGAAAAAGAAUGGAAUCCUGAUGAUUGGGAAAUUGAGUUAUUUACUCUACUUAAGGAUCGCCUAGAUUCAGAAUUAACUGAAACUGAUGAUCAAUCUGAAAGUGUUGUCAAAUUGUCUGCAGAAGUUGCAGCACUUCGUGAUAUUUUAGCGCAGCACACAACAUUCCGAACACAAGCAGAGCGAGAUUUAAAACAUUUACUUUUCACAAUUCAAAACCAACAUGAUAUGAUUGAUAAGUUGAAAAUGGAGAAGCAACAGUUGGAAAGUGUCUUGCCAGGCAUGGAGUCCAAACUUACACCUAUUACUACUACUGUCGUUACCACUGCCUGCGUCGCUACCUCUACUGACUCUCCUGUUAUUGCUACUGUUAGUACUAGUACCUCUACAAUAACCGACGAUGUUGUCAAUGAUGAUACGGAACAUAAAUGUAAAGCAUCAUAUAUUGAUACUGAAACACAAACCUCCCUAAUUACUGAUAACGCUAUUGACGAAAUGAAUAAGCGCAAAGAAAAUUAUGAACAAUAUUGUAAAGAACUAAUCAAAUAUAUUUGUUCUAUAUACAAUGAUCAUUUGGUCAAUUCAUCACAAAACUGUGAAACAUUUAUCGUGUCACCUGACUCUUUUGAACUAACAAAUAUUUCAAAAGUCUUUUCUUUAUUAGAAAAGUUCAGUUUUAAAUUUAAUGAAUAUAAAAUUAAUUCAGAUAAUUUCCAAUCGAUGUACAAUACGUUAGUGAAUAGUUUACAACAGAAACAUGCUGAAAGUCAAUUAUAUCAUGAGAGAUUACAGCAUUCUUUAAAUGAAUUAAAUGAAGUUAGAAAACAUCGAGAGGAAGCAGAAAUUUUAGUGAAUAGUUUACGAGAACAAUUAAAUGUUAAACAAAUGGAAGCUGACAAUAUCGUGAAACAAUCUCUGUUAAUGAAUGAAACUAUAACAGCGUCAACUAAAUUAGUAGAUCAAUCAAGUAAAAUGAAUUUUGAAGAGGAAACAUCGAACGAAGGAAAAUUAAUAGCCGAAAUCCAACGCUUACAAGCACAUUUAGUUGAGAUGGAAGAAUCUUAUACCUCUGAAGCUGUUAUUGCAGAAAAUCGUGAGGUGGAACUUCGUUCACGUUUAAACGAAGCUGAAAAGUCCCUUGCUCAACUGAAAGAUUCAUGUACUACAACAGAUACGCAAUUGCAGACAGCUUAUUCUGAACGAGACGAUGCUUUAAAACAUUUGGAGGCUAGUCGACGUGAAGUUCUGGAUUUAAAAGAGAGUUUAAAAACUCUACAAACAGUUUUAGAUAAUUUUCAGCGCAAUCAGGAAGCUACUCUUCUAGCUGAAACGGAACAUCUUCGAGCUGAACUUAAUCGAACUAUUCAAAAAGAAAUGGCUACAAAACAAGAGAUGGAACAAUUAAAUAAAUCAAUUAUCAAAUAUCAAGAAUUAGCCAAUGAAUUAAAUCAAAUGAAAAAUGUUAAUCAACAAUUACGUGAACAAAUCCUUCGACUUGAAACAAAAGUUAAAAAACGUGAUACAGAAAAUAAUGGACUUCGUGAUCGUCUUGCUAAAAUGGCUGUAGAUACAGAUGCACGAAUUGAUAAAGUACUAAUUAAGAAUUUGCUACUUAGCUACUUGCAGUUACCUGCAAAUCAACGUAGUAGUGCUAUUCGAGUUAUCGGAAGUUUGUUGGAAUUUUCAGAUGAGGAUUACUUGAAAAUUGGCAAUGAAUCUGGCACAUUACCUAAACUAAUGAAAUGGGUUCGAACCACUGUAUCUAAUUUACCUAGUGGACCCCCAAAAGAUGUUCUACUUUCAUCGAAUAAUAACGAUAAGACCUUCACAGAAUUGUUACUGGCCUUUCUAGAAGAAGAAUCAUCUCCUCGAUCAACAAUUAAGCUGCCUAUGGAUUAUUAUACACCUGAUAUGGUCAGUUCAACUAAUAAUUCCAGAAAGCAGGUGAAUACAAGUGGUACGGAAGAUGAGAAGUAUCCUGUUAGCAAAAUUAUAACAGGUUCUACUUCACUAUCUAAUCCUCCUAAAUCCGAUAAUGAUUCAAACUUAUUAGAUCAUAAACCGGUUUUCUAUAUGCUUUAACAAUGAUUACAUAUUUCUCACUUAUUUCCUUUGAAUUUUUUUCCGUGAGCUGUGAUUGUAAAAUUUCCAUUCUCUUCUACCAGAAUUUUCAUCUGAUUUCAAACUUUUUUAUUUGUUUACCUUUCACACAAUGGUUCGAUGCACCGCCAUUCCGGGUAAAUUUCAAUAAUAUAUUCAUUUUGUUAUGCAUUGUGACAACGUAAUUCUAUAUAAAAUAAGUAUCACGGUUGU